GUCUGUAUUGUGCCCUGUGCCCCCUCAGCGUCCACUGACAGAGCGGGGAGACUGAGCAGCCCCUCACUGGGGCUGGACCCGUCUGUCUGCUGUACAUGUGUGAAGUUCCCGGAUGAGCCUCUCGCCAUUUUUGCCCCAGUGGCGCCGGUGGACAGCGGGGCUUCAACACGGUUCAGGCUGCAGCUGCUGCUCCUACGAGGGCCUGCCGCUUCACACAACACUCCUCUUUCACUAAUCCGUUGCUGAAGUGCGCUUCUAUCACACUUUUCCGACAUGGUUAACCGGGAGGACUUAGUAUAUCAAGCCAAGCUUGCCGAGCAAGCUGAGAGAUACGACGAAAUGGUCGACUCGAUGAAGAAGGUGGCUGGAAUGGAUGUUGAGCUCACAGUUGAAGAGAGAAACCUGCUAUCAGUGGCGUACAAGAAUGUUAUUGGUGCACGAAGAGCAUCCUGGAGGAUAAUUAGUAGUAUUGAGCAGAAAGAAGAAAAUAAGGGUGGAGAAGACAAAUUGAAAAUGAUUCGGGAGUACAGGCAAACGGUUGAGACUGAGCUGAAGUCAAUCUGCAAUGACAUCCUUGAUGUUUUGGACAAGCACCUAAUUCCAGCUGCUAAUUCUGGAGAGUCCAAGGUCUUCUACUACAAAAUGAAGGGUGAUUACCACAGGUAUCUCGCUGAGUUUGCUACAGGAAACGACAGGAAGGAGGCUGCAGAAAAUAGUUUGGUCGCUUACAAAGCUGCUAGUGAUAUUGCAAUGACAGACCUUCAACCUACACAUCCCAUACGCUUGGGUCUUGCUCUUAACUUCUCUGUAUUCUACUAUGAAAUCCUCAAUUCACCUGACCGUGCAUGCAGGUUGGCAAAAGCAGCGUUUGAUGACGCUAUUGCUGAGCUGGACACAUUGAGCGAAGAAAGCUACAAGGACUCCACACUCAUCAUGCAGUUGUUACGUGAUAAUCUGACACUAUGGACUUCAGAUAUGCAGGGAGAUGAUUCCUAAAUGGAAAUAUGUUAAUUGCCCACAAACUGUAUUUGUGAGGAACAGAAUAAAGAGGCGCUGCAAGAUGUGGAGGAUGAGAACCAGUGAGACAUCACAGCCAAUACGAGACUCCACCCCACCCCACUCCUUCCCAAACCCACUCACAAAGGGAGCCACCAAGCCGAACCUCAAGAGUGACACUCAACAGCUUGAUGCCUCCAUUUUUUUUCUCCCUUUGUUUCAUUUUUAAUAUUAUUCUUUUUAUUAGUCCUUUAAUUGAAAUAAAAGAACCACUUCUGAGACAAACAUUAAUUGUAAUUUCUGAUGGGCAGAGCUUAAAGAGUUCUUGGAAUUUUUUUUUUUUCUUUUGUCCUGGUACAAUGUUCCUUUUUUAUGUUUAUUUGCUUUAUUCCUCAACAUUUUAUCAGUUGCUGGAUAUAUUUUGAGUUUUUCUUAAUGUAAUUACAAAAUUAACUUUUAUUACUAUUACUGAUAUGUCUACUAUUAGGCUAUUAGUUGUUGGAGCUGUAAUAUUUCUGUGUUAGUGCAAUUAUUAAAUGCAGUUAAAAUGAUUAAAACUUUGGAAAGGGCGAGUCGAAAUAAAGUGCUCUUUGUUAAUUUAGAUUUUCAGAGCAACUUGCAAGUUUCUUGAUAUCCAUGUGGAGCAAAUUGCUUAACAUCACAAAGUAGAAGUUAUGUAGUGAUUCUUUAGCAGUGGUCUGGACUGUAAUUUGUGCUAAAAUACUGUAUUGCGCACAUAGGCUGAUGGUGGUGGAGGGAUAGAUGCAGCUCUUAAAAAAAAUACAUUAUGGAAGGAGCCUUAUUGCUUUUAGAACUCAAAUGCAGGUCUCCAUUGGCUGUUUGAAAAGAAUAAAAAGCACUAAUAAAGUUGAUUUUAAGCCCACCUAAAGAUAUGAAAAAGUCUUUCUCUUCUUCCCCCAAAUUUAGACAUUGCCUACAAUUUCUUCUGUACUUUUUGUUCAUAUUUAACUUGAAGCUAAUUUGUACUACUGGAAAUAUGACUGGAGCCACAGACAUACAAUCUGUAUUGUUCUUACAGAGAAACAGCAUGGAAUUAAUAUUGAAGUUAAAAUAAAACUGCCUCAAAGAAAACCUG
Molecule: messenger RNA, 2092 nt
Organism: Pygocentrus nattereri (red-bellied piranha)
Lineage: Eukaryota; Metazoa; Chordata; Actinopteri; Characiformes; Serrasalmidae
Gene: ywhae1
Product: tyrosine 3-monooxygenase/tryptophan 5-monooxygenase activation protein, epsilon polypeptide 1
Exons: 7
Coding region: 274-996 (240 amino acids)
Biological process (GO): signal transduction
Cellular component (GO): cytoplasm
Source: RefSeq, a predicted model, not a curated record